CCAUCCUUUUAAUUUCCUUCCUUCCUUGGUACAUACUAGAAAAACCAUACUCUCUCUUCUUCUCCCUAUAUCUCCGACCUGCAUUCUUCUCUAUUCUCCGGUGAAAUCUGAACGGAAAAUCUCAUCAACCAAUUAAAUCAAAGCAUUUUAUUUUUCUGCGGUUGCUUUGAUUUAAAAGGGUCGAUCACCAUUGCUGAAUCACAAAGCUUUCUCUCAUUGUGUCUGUAACUUGAAGUGUUGCCCUCAUCACUUGUUCUGGGUUGCUUCUGAGAGUUUUAAAGUUUUCAUUUUUAAAACCUAAAGUUUCCUCUUUUAUUAUUAUUUUUAAUUUUAUUCAGUCGAGCAAGAUCUGGGUUUACCUUAGAUUAAGACGACGAUCGUGGGAACUUAGAAAAAAAAAACUGUUUUUGUUUCGAGGUGUGAUUAAUGCUCACAGAGAGCGUCAUUAAGUGUUCGAUGAAAUGCCUCUGAGAGAAUCUCUGUGCGAAGAAGAGGGGUAGUUAGGUGAUUUUAGAAGAAACCAACCAAACAUGUGUAAAACGGACAAGUUUCUUUACCACAGGAAACUCUGGGAGAUGAAGGUUAGGCUUUUAGGAGAGACUAAAGUUGAGAAACUCAGGAGCUCCUUUGUCUCCAGGUCUCGUAUGAGCCUAUGGAUGAUUCGUGCUGUUACCGUAUUGUUGCUCUGGAGCUGUUUCGUUCAUUUGAUGGCUUUGGGAGAGAUGUGGGGGCCGAGGUUGUUCAAAGGCUGGCCUUCUUGCUUCAAUCAACAUGAUCUUUCCACGGUUAUAGAGAUGAGGUCUCUCCCUGCUAAGAUCGCCCUUCCGCCUAAAAGGGUAUACCAGAACAAUGGUUAUCUUAUGGUUUCCUGCAAUGGAGGACUUAAUCAAAUGAGAGCAGCUAUAUGCGAUAUGGUGACUGUUGCAAGAUUCAUGAAUGUCACACUUGUUGUGCCUGAGCUUGACAAGACCUCGUUUUGGAACGAUCCAAGUGAGUUUAAAGACAUAUUUGAUGUGGAUCACUUCAUAACUUCAUUAAGAGAUGAAGUUCGGAUACUUAAAGAGUUGCCUCCAAGGGUUAAGAAAAGAGUUGAGCUUGGAAUGUACCACGCAAUGCCUCCUAUUAGCUGGUCCAACAUGUCUUACUACCAAAAUCAGAUUCUUCCAUUGGUGAAGAAGCACAAGGUCUUACACCUGAAUAAAACGGAUUCAAGACUAGCUAAUAAUGGACUGCCUGUGGAGGUUCAGAAGUUGAGGUGCAGAGUGAAUUUCAAUGGACUUAAGUUCACUCCUCAAAUCGAAGAAUUAGGUAGACGAGUGGUCAAUAUUCUGAGAGAGAAAGGUCCCUUUCUCGUCCUGCAUCUCAGAUACGAGAUGGAUAUGUUGGCAUUUUCCGGUUGCUCACAUGGUUGCAACCCUGAGGAAGAAGAAGAAGAAGAACUAACAAGAAUGAGAUAUGCUUAUCCAUGGUGGAAGGAGAAAGUCAUAAACUCUGAGGUGAAGAGGAAAGAAGGCCUUUGUCCUUUAACUCCUGAGGAAACUGCUCUCACGCUGACUGCAUUGGGCAUUGACCGUAACGUUCAGCUUUACAUAGCUGCUGGUGAAAUCUACGGUGGUGAAAGGCGGAUGAAGGCUUUAACAGACGCUUUUCCAAAUGUGGUCCGGAAAGAAACGCUACUAGAUUCCUCUGAUCUUGAUUUUUGUCGGAACCAUUCAUCUCAAAUGGCUGCACUUGAUUACCUAGUGGCUGUUGAGAGCGAUAUAUUUGUUCCAACUAAUGAUGGGAACAUGGCAAGAGUCGUUGAAGGUCAUCGCAGGUUCUUGGGAUUUAAGAAGACAGUUCAGCUGAAUAGGAAAUUCUUAGUUAAGCUGAUAGAUGAAUUUAUCGAAGGGUUGUUGACUUGGGAUGUGUUCUCGUCCAUGGUGAAGGCAUUUCACUCUACUCGUAUGGGAAGCCCGAAGAGACGGUUAGUGAUUCCCAAUAAACCAAAGGAAGAAGAUUACUUCUAUGCCAACCCGCAAGAGUGUCUGCAGCUGUUAGAUGAACCAUUGAGGGUCAUUUGAAGAAGGUGACUUCACCAUUGGGGAGAGAACGGCUGAAUAUGUGGGUUAAAAGCUCUAGUUUACAGUCUGAAAGAUUAAGUUACAGUGUGUUUUUUACCGAUUUAAGUUACUUAGGGUUCUUGGUGAAUAGAUUUCUGAAAAAGCUUCCAUGGAUGGAGAGGAAAAAAAAUGUUGAUUGAAGCUUUAUCCCCAUUGUAAAGUUUGGCAUCCAUGGCCUUGCCAGUUUUGUUAGCUAAAUAAAAUGUGCCAUUUUAUGUAAAUUAAAGCU
Brassica oleracea var. oleracea is the source of this 2331-nucleotide messenger RNA. RefSeq lists its product as uncharacterized. The transcript has 8 exons. Lineage: Eukaryota; Viridiplantae; Streptophyta; Magnoliopsida; Brassicales; Brassicaceae. The record is from RefSeq and is a predicted model, not a curated record. Bases 531 to 2063 code for a protein of 510 amino acids. Gene Ontology annotation, cellular component: cytoplasm.